Messenger RNA from Tachysurus vachellii, 1353 nucleotides. RefSeq names its product E3 ubiquitin-protein ligase TRIM8-like. Bases 85 to 486 code for a protein of 133 amino acids. The transcript is spliced from 2 exons. Lineage: Eukaryota; Metazoa; Chordata; Actinopteri; Siluriformes; Bagridae. The record is from RefSeq and is a predicted model, not a curated record.
AAACAGAUUUUGACCGACGCUCGCUAGACGCUGAGGAGGCGGUUUGGCAACACUGGACUGUGACUGGAGCACUGAUGGCAGGAAAUGACGGUAGCUCUGGUAGUGAUCCGGAAAUGGAAGAUGAAAAACAUAGAAGAAAGUAAAGUCAUGAUGAAAUUUGCAGAAUCAGUUUCUCAUGACUCCAGCAGUCUCCUGUCUGAAGAUCAGCUGCUGUGUCCGAUCUGUGUGGAUGUGUUCACUGAUCCAGUCACCACUCCAUGUGGACACAACUUCUGUAAGAGCUGCCUUACACUGUGCUGGGACAAGGAUCAACACUGUCACUGUCCAUUAUGUAACCAGAUAUUCACCAAGAGACCUGAACUGAAGAUUAAUACAACACUGUCUGCAGAGGUUGCAGAUCAUGUCAAGAAGAAAAGUGCUAACUUUCUUCUACACUUCCAGUCUUACAUAGUACACUCGGAGCAUCAUGGGAUAACAACAAAUUAAUUACACCUGGGUUUUUUCAUCUUAUAAAUAAACUAUGAAUUACUCCAACUAUUUAUAAUGUAACAAAGAACACACCAAUACAGUGAAAUAAAAUACAUUCCCAUAAACAAAAAAACAAACACAAAAUAUCCUGAUUGCUGGAUAAAUAGUUUAAUAUGUGAUUUGUAAUGACAAAGUUCUACAAUCAUAAUGUCACAUGAUCAUAACAAACAGACUAUAGGAUUACAAUUAAAACCAGGUAAUAAAAUAAUAUGUACAGCAUUUUAAAAGGAUAUAUGUAUUUCUAAAAUCUAACCAAAAAAGUAAACAAAUUCUUUCUACUCUUACCAUCUGAUGAUCAAAUUUGUGAGGUUUAAAUUUAUUCAGUCUUAAAUACAGGAGAGAUGAUCAGUGGUGUUGAAUUUUUACCUCCUUUAUUUAAACAAGGACUGAAGUAUGGAUAGAGUUUCUCAGUGAAAGUCUGACCAGUGAAAGAGUAGAUAUGAGAUCUGGACUUCACAUCAUAAAAGGAGACCAGACCCUCCUCAUAAUCCACAAACACCCCCACCACCUCCACCCUCUCUCUCAGUGUGAGGGGGACAGAGGGACAAGCACAAGCCUUAUACCGAUUCUUAUUCCUCAGUACCACAGUCCAGAAUCCAUCCUCAGGAGUCAGUAUAAUCUCCCCCUUCCUGUUAAUGUUCUCUGUGGCCACUCCAACAUCCCAGCCAGUUUUCCAUCUGACCUGCACCUCAUAAUAAAAUCUCCCUGAGCAGAAACUCUGAUUUCCCAGAACACAUGGACAUGAAUCAAACCUCUGUGGAGUAUCAGGGAGAUUCUGUCGUUUGUCUCCAUCUCUCACUCGUUUUCCAUCAGCAGACAGGAUAA